Molecule: messenger RNA, 365 nt
Organism: Corapipo altera (White-ruffed manakin)
Lineage: Eukaryota; Metazoa; Chordata; Aves; Passeriformes; Pipridae
Product: RNA-binding protein 28-like
Exons: 2
Molecular function (GO): RNA binding
Source: RefSeq, a predicted model, not a curated record
CAGGCUCCCCGAAAUGCCGCGGGUUCGGGUACGUGACCUUCUCGCUGCCCGAGGACGCCGGGAGGGCCCUGCGGGAACCCCCCGAGCUGGGGGGGCGGCCCCUGGGGGUGUCCCUGGCCCGACCCCGCCCCAAGAGGGACAGGGGGCCGCGGGGGGGGGGGGGGGGGGGGGGGGGGGGGGGGGGGAGCCCCCCCCAGAGCCCCCCCGGCCGAAGAAGCCCCGCCCACCCUCCCGCAAGGCCCGGCUCAUCCUGCGCAACCUCAGCUUCCAGUGCUCCGAGGACGAGCUCCGGGAUCUCUUCUCUCCCUUUGGCCCCGUCCUGGAGCUGAACAUGCCCCGGAAACCUGGUGAGACCCCCGGGCUGA